UACUAGGUUUGCUUCGAUUGACGACAGCGAUUUCGAUAGACUUUUAAAAGAUAAGGAUGCCGAAAACACCCAGAAGGCCACGAAAAUGGCAACAAAGAUAUUUCGUACCUAUUUACAAGAAAAGGGUCUAUCUACGGAUUUUGAAUCGUUCGAAACGAGUGAACUGGAUUCCACGUUAAGCAAGUUUUAUGCGGAGGCGAGAACAGUUAACGGUGAGCUUUAUAAACGCAGCAGUUUAUUUUCCAUUAGACAUGGACUUAACAGACAUUUGUCGGUGAAUUCCCAAAAUACAAGGGACAUCAUCCAUGGAGUAGAUUUCCGCAAAUCACAACUGGCUUUCACCGCAGCUACAAAGGAGCUAAAACGCAGUGGCAAGGGAGGGGUUUCCCAUUACCCUCCUAUUGAAAAGAACGAUUUAAAGCUUAUGUAUCAGUAUUUUGAUCUUGAGAACAACGUGAAACUACAGGAAAAAGUGUUUGUAGACAUUGUCUUGUAUUUUGGACGCCGAGGCCGUGAGAAUUUACAUCAGUUAAAGAUAUCGGAUUUCAGUGCCAGGCACGAUGCAGAGGGCCACCUUUACAUUUAUUUAGACAAAGACGAACUGACCAAAAACCAUCAGGAAAACGCUAACACAGCGGAGGGAAGGAUGUAUGCAAUGCCAGAUGAUCCUCUGUGCCCAGUGAAGUCAUUCAUCAAAUACAAAAGACAUCUUAAUCCAAAGUGUGAUCGAAUUUUCCAAAGGCCAAAACGUAAUUUUUCUAGUUCUCAUUAUUGGUAUGACAAUGUUCCUUUGGGACAUAACACUAUAGGGAACUUGAUGGCUGCGAUAUCCCAAAAGGCAGGAUUAUCACAGAGGUAUACGAACCAUUCUUUGCGCGCAACCCUGGUGCACACCCUGGAUUCAACUGGGUUAUUCUCAGGACGUCACAUCAUGAGUGUCACCGGACAUCGCGCGGAGUCCAGUUUAAAAACUUACACAGGCCAGACAGAGCCGGAAAUCAAGCGAAAAAUGUCGGAGAGUAUAUCCAAAACCCUUCGUUCUGAAACAAGUGUUCUUGAGAAAGAAAAUUCAACUACAACUUCUACAAGCUAUUUUGAGGCUUCCGAAUUGAAACUUGAGCCAAUACCAGCAUCAAAUUCACUGUCUGACAUUGACAAUGUACUGGCAGAUUUAUUGAAUGAUCCUGAUGAUUUUGAUUCUAUUUUGAGCAGUGCAGAUUUUGAUUAUGGCCUUCAAAAUGUGGGGGGUCCAUGUAUUACUGAAACGAAUGCUCUGUCAAAUCUGUCGAAUAACUCAGUAAGUAAAACUGGACAAACCACAGUUACAGAGCACGUAGAGAUGUCCAGAACAUCUUUUCAGUCUAUUGCCUCAGGCUUUCCAGUUUUGAAUCUACACAAUUCAUCCAAUAUAACAAUCAAUUACAACAUCAACUUGAAAUGAAAAGGGUUAUAAAUUCUCAAUGUUUUAUUGUACCAUUUUUUCUGUUACAAUGUGUUAAAUAUUGUUGAAAUUUCUUGU
Molecule: messenger RNA, 1519 nt
Organism: Saccostrea cuccullata (small rock oyster)
Lineage: Eukaryota; Metazoa; Mollusca; Bivalvia; Ostreida; Ostreidae
Exons: 2
Coding region: 86-1441 (451 amino acids)
Biological process (GO): DNA recombination; DNA integration
Molecular function (GO): DNA binding
Source: RefSeq, a predicted model, not a curated record